GGCGGCGGCGGCAGCAGCGGUCAUGUCGCAGGCGCUGGUCCCCCCGGAGACUCGGAAGUUCACCCGGGCGCUCAGCAAGCCGGGCACGGCGGCAGAGCUGCGGCAGAGUGUCUCCGAGGCGGUGCGGGGCUCCGUGUUCGUGGCAAAACCAAAGCUAAUUGAGCCAAUAGACUACGAAAACGUCAUUGUUCAGAAGAAAACACAAAUUUUAAAUGAUGCGUUACGUGAGAUGCUACUUUUCCCUUAUGAUGACUUUCAGACAGCAUUAUUGAAACGUCAGGGUCGAUAUAUAUGCUCUACUGUUCCUGAAAAUGCAGAAAAGGAAGCUCAAAGCUUGUUUGUAACUGAGUGCAUCAAAACCUACAACUCAGACUGGCAUGUUGUCAAUUAUAAAUAUGAAGACUACUCAGGAGAGUUUCGACAGCUUCCAAACAAAGGGACCAAAUCAGAGAAACUUCCAGUUCAUGUAUAUGAAGUUGAUGAAGAAGCAGAUAAAGAUGAGGAUGCAGCAUCUCUAGGAUCUCAGAAGGGUGGGAUAACUAAACAAGGAUGGCUGUACAAAGGCAAUAUGAAUAGUGCAAUCAGUGUAACUAUGAGGUCAUUUAAGAGAAGAUUUUUCCACUUAAUCCAACUUGGUGAUGGAUCAUAUAAUCUCAACUUCUACAAAGAUGAGAAAAUAUCUAAAGAGCCGAAAGGAUCGAUAUUUUUGGAUUCUUGUAUGGGGGUGGUUCAGAACAACAAAGUGAAACGUUUUGCUUUUGAACUCAAGAUGCAAGACAAGAGUAGUUAUCUUCUAGCUGCAGACUGUGAACUGGAAAUGGAGGAAUGGAUAACUACUUUAAACAAAAUUCUCCAACUAAACUUCGAAGCUGCAAUGCAAGAAAAAAGAAAUGGAGAAUCUCAUGAAGAUGAUGAACAAAGCAAAAUGGAAAGCUCAUUAUCCAGUUUAGAUAGCUACUUUCCUGAAAUUUCCAAGAGUUCCAGAGAUGCAGAAAUGAAAUUCAAAAGUGAAAGCAGAGUUAAACUUUUUGUCUUGGAUCCAGAUGCACAGAAACUUGACUUUUCGGGUAUUGAACCAGAAGUGAAGCCAUUUGAAGAGAAAUUUGGGAAAAAGAUUCUAGUGAAGUGUAAUGACUUAUCUUUCAAUCUGCAAAGCUGUGUUGCUGAAAAUGAAGAAGGACCAACAACAAAUGUAGAACCUUUUUUUGUCACAUUGUCAUUGUUUGAUAUUAAAAACAAUCGGAAGAUUUCAGCAGAUUUCCAUGUCGACUUGAACCACGUCUCGGUGAGGCACAUGAUAUCUAAUGCGACACAGCAACUGAUGAAUGCCAGUGGUGAUAACUUACACAGGGCUCAAGAUAUUAUCCAUGAGUCUAUCUUGCAAUAUCCUAAACAGGUAAUAUUCUCAGUUACAUGUCCACAUCCUGAUAUAUUUCUUGUGGCAAGAAUUGAAAAAGUACUACAGGGAAGUGUUACACAUUGUGCUGAGCCAUAUAUGAAAAGUUCAGAUUCUUCUAAGGUUGCACAGAAAGUGUUGAAGAAUGCUAAGCAGGCAUGUCAGAGACUAGGACAAUAUAGAAUGCCAUUUGCUUGGGCAGCUAGGACAUUGUUUAAAGAUGCAUCAGGAACCCUGGACAAAAAUGCAAGAUUUUCUGCUCUCUACAGACAAGACAGUAAUAAACUCUCAAAUGAAGACAUGCUUAAGUUGCUAGCAGAUUUCAGGAAACCUGAAAAGAUGGCCAAGCUGCCAGUUAUUUUAGGAAAUCUAGACAUAACAAUUGAUAAUGUCUCUCCAGAUUUUUCUAAUUAUGUUAACUCAUCAUACAUUCCCAUGAAACAGUUUGAAAACAGUCCCAAGACAAUAGUAACUUUCGAAGUGGAGGAAUUUGUUCCCUGUAUUCCAAAACAUUCUCAGCCUUUCACCAUCUACAACAAUCACCUUUAUGUUUAUCCAAAGCACUUGAAAUAUGACAGUCAAAAGUCAUUUGCAAAGGCUAGAAAUAUUGCAGUAUGCAUUGAGUUCAAAGAUUCGGAUGAAGAAGAUUCUCUGCCUUUAAAGUGUAUCUAUGGUAGACCAGGUGGACCAGUGUUUACAAGAAAUGUGUUGGCCAAUGUUUUACAUCACCACCAAAAUCCAGAGUUUUAUGAUGAGAUUAAAAUAGAAUUGCCCACACAGCUACAUGGAAAACAUCAUUUGUUUUUCACAUUCUACCAUGUCAGCUGUGAUAAUUCAAGCAAAGGCAGUACCAAGAAGAAAGAUGUCAUUGAAACACAAGUUGGCUAUUCUUGGCUUCCAUUAUUAAAAGAUGGGAGAGUAGUGACAAAUGAGCAGCACAUUCCUGUAUCAGCUAAUCUUCCAUCAGGCUAUCUUAGCUAUCAGGAACUUGGGAUUGGCAAGCAUUCUGGUCCUGAAAUUAAAUGGGUAGAUGGAGGCAAACCAUUGUUAACAAUUUCUACGCAUCUAGUUUCUACUGUCUACACACAGGACCAGCACUUACACAACUUUUUUGAGUACUGUCAGAAAACGGAGUCUGGAGCCCAGGCCUUAGGAACUGAUCUCGUAAAGUAUCUUAAGAGUCUUCAUGCUAUGGAAGGCCAUGUGAUGAUAGCUUUCCUGCCUACAAUUCUAAACCAAUUGUUUCGAGUUCUCACUAGAACUACUCAAGAGGAAGUUACAGUCAAUGUGACAAGGGUUAUUAUACAUAUUGUUGCACAGUGCCACGAAGAAGGAUUGGAUAGCUAUUUGAGGUCAUAUGUCAAGUAUGCUUAUAAAGCUGAGCCUUAUAUUGCUUCUGAAUAUAAGACUGUACAUGAAGAACUGACAAAAUCCAUGACAACAAUUCUUAAACCAUCUGCUGACUUUCUUACAAGCAACAAGCUACUUAAGUAUUCGUGGUUUUUCUUUGAAGUUCUGAUAAAAUCAAUGGCUCAGCAUUUGAUAGAAAACGCUAAAAUAAAGUUGUUACGAAACCAGAGAUUUCCUGCUUCUUUUCACCAUGCGGUAGAAACAUUUGUUAAUAUGCUAAUGCCACACAUCACUCAGAAGUACAGAGACAAUCCAGAGGCUUCAAAAAAUGCAAAUCAUAGUCUUGCUGUCUUUAUAAAGAGAUGUUUCACCUUUAUGGAUAGGGGUUUCGUGUUCAAGCAAAUCAAUAACUACAUCAGCUGCUUUGCUCCAGGGGAUCCAAAGACCCUUUUUGAAUUCAAAUUUGAAUUUCUUCGAGUGGUGUGUAACCAUGAACACUACAUCCCUUUGAAUCUACCUAUGCCAUUUGGAAAAGGCAGAAUUCAGAGAUAUCAAGACCUCCAGCUCGACUAUUCAUUAACAGAUGAGUUUUGCAAGAAUCACUUCUUAGUGGGACUGCUCCUACGGGAGGUGGGAAAUGCAUUACAAGAAUUCAGAGACAUCCGGCAGAUUGCAAUUAGUGUGCUCAAGAAUUUGAUGAUAAAGCAUUCUUUUGAUGACAGAUAUUCUUCCAGGAGCCAUCAAGCAAGAAUAGCCACUUUGUAUCUGCCAGUGUUCGGACUGCUGCUAGAAAAUGUCCAACGAAUCAACGUCAAGGACGUGUCACCUUUUCCUGUUAAUCCUUCCAGCAGCAGUGCAAAAGAUGAACCACUUAGUAUGCCAUCUGCAAAUCCUUUAGUAACACCACAAAAAUCAGGAAACACUUUGGAUAACAGUCUCCACAAAGAUCUGUUUGGUGUUAUCUCUGGCAUUGCUUCCCCAUAUACCUCAUCAACUCCAAAUGUUAAUUGUGUAAGACAUGCUGACUCAAGAGGCUCCCUUAUAAGUACAGAUUCAGGAAACAGCUUCCCAGAAAGACAUAGUGACAAGAACAAUUCUCUUGACAAGAACCAGCACUGUGGCACUUUAGGAAGUUCUGUAGUUCGAAGUGGCAAAUUCGACCAAACAGAAAUCAAAAGUCUGCUCAUGUGUUUCCUUCAUAUUUUAAAAAGCAUGUCUGAUGAUGCUUUGUUUACAUAUUGGAACAAGGCUUCAACAUCUGAACUUAUGGAUUUUUUCACAAUCACAGAAGUGUGCUUGCAUCAGUUCCAGUACAUGGGAAAACGAUACAUAGCCAGUUUUAACAAAGUGUAUGGCUCUUCUCCCUUCCUGCCUGGGAACCAGGAGGGGUUGGGACCCAUAGUUCAUGAUCGAAAAUCUCAGACAUUGCCUGUUUCCCGUAACAGAACAGGAAUGAUGCAUGCCAGAUUGCAGCAACUGAGCAGCCUGGAUAACUCUCUCACUUUUAACCACAGCUAUGGCCAUUCAGAUGCAGAUGUUCUUCACCAGUCCUUACUUGAAGCAAACAUUGCCACUGAAGUUUGCCUUACCACUCUGGAUACUUUAUCUUUAUUCACAAUGGCAUUUAAGAACCAACUACUGACAGAUCAUGGACAUAAUCCACUGAUGAAAAAAGUUUUUGAUGUGUACCUCUGCUUCCUUCAAAAAAAUCAGUCUGAAACAGCAUUGAAAACUGUCUUCAUUGCUUUAAGGGCACUAAUUUUUAAGUUUCCUUCUGCAUUUUAUGAAGGAAGAGCUGACGUGUGUGCUGCAUUGUGUUAUGAAAUUUUGAAAUGCUGUAAUUCCAAACUGAGCUCAAUACGUACUGAAGCGUCACAACUGCUGUAUUUCUUAAUGAGAAAUAACUUUGAUUACACAGGGAAGAAGUCUUUUGUAAGGACACAUCUGCAAGUUAUUAUUUCAGUGAGUCAGUUGAUCGCUGAUGUCGUUGGAAUUGGAGGAACUAGAUUUCAGCAAUCUCUUUCCAUCAUUAACAACUGUGCCAACAGUGACAGACUUAUUAAGCAUACUACAUUCUCUUCUGACGUAAAGGAUUUGACAAAGCGGAUUCGGACAGUCUUAAUGGCUACAGCUCAAAUGAAGGAGCACGAGAAUGAUCCAGAAAUGCUUGUGGAUCUCCAGUACAGUUUGGCAAAGUCUUAUGCCAGCACGCCUGAACUCAGGAAGACGUGGCUAGACAGCAUGGCAAGAAUUCAUGUUAAAAAUGGGGAUCUUUCAGAGGCAGCAAUGUGCUAUGUCCAUGUAGCAGCACUGGUGGCAGAAUAUCUGACACGCAAAGGAAUGUUUAAGCAAGGCUGUACUACUUUCAGAAUAAUCACGCCAAAUAUAGAUGAAGAGGCUUCAAUGAUGGAGGAUGUUGGGAUGCAAGAUGUUCACUUCAAUGAAGAUGUGCUAAUGGAAUUGUUAGAGCAAUGUGCAGAUGGACUCUGGAAGGCUGAACGAUAUGAACUGAUUGCUGACAUCUACAAACUUAUCAUUCCCAUUUAUGAAAAACGGAGGGAUUUUGAGAGACUAGCUCAUCUAUAUGACACACUUCAUCGGGCAUACAGCAAAGUAACAGAAGUUAUGCAUACAGGCAGGAGACUACUUGGCACUUAUUUCAGAGUAGCAUUCUUUGGACAGGGAUUCUUUGAGGAUGAAGAUGGAAAGGAGUAUAUAUAUAAAGAGCCUAAACUCACAUCUCUUUCCGAGAUAUCCCAGAGACUACAUAAGCUCUACUCUGACAAAUUUGGAUCAGAAAACGUCAGAAUGAUCCAGGAUUCUGGCAAAGUGAAUCCCAAGGAUUUGGACUCAAAAUAUGCAUAUAUACAAGUUACACAUGUAGUCCCAUAUUUUGAAGAAAAGGAAUUGCAAGAGAGAAAAACAGAGUUUGAAAGAACUCACAAUAUUCGUCGUUUUAUGUUUGAAAUGCCCUUUACUCAAUCUGGUAAAAGACGAGGCGGAGUGGAAGAACAGUGUAAACGACGAACUAUUUUGACAGCUAUACAUUGUUUUCCCUAUGUGAAAAAGCGCAUUCCUGUAAUGUAUCAGCACCAUACAGAUCUAAACCCAGUUGAAGUAGCCAUUGAUGAAAUGAGUAAGAAGGUUGCAGAGCUCAGGCAGCUUUGUUCUUCAACUGAAGUAGAUAUGAUCAAACUGCAGCUAAAGCUACAGGGAAGUGUCAGUGUUCAGGUUAAUGCUGGUCCAUUAGCAUAUGCAAGAGCUUUCUUAGAUGACACAAAUACCAAAAAGUAUCCAGACAAUAAAGUGAAAUUACUGAAGGAAGUUUUCAGACAAUUUGUUGAGGCUUGUGGUCUUGCUUUGGGUAUAAAUGAACGACUUAUAAAGGAAGAUCAAUUAGAAUAUCAAGAAGAAAUGAAGGCUAACUACAGAGAAAUGGCAAAAGAACUUUCUGAAAUAAUGCAUGAACAAAUUGUUCCUGUUGAAGAAAAAACCAGUGUUAUGUCUAAUUCACUACACAUUUUCAACGCCAUAAGUGGAACUCCAACAAGCACAGCGGUUCAUGGGAUUCCCAGUUCUUCUUCAGUUGCAUGAGUGUUUUGUAAGGAAAGUAAAGUAUAUGCAUGGAUUUGCUUUAUUAUUUGCAAACUCAGGAUGAUUUUAAAGCUAAAUAUUGGACACGUGCAAGCCAUGUAAAUUUAGCACACUAAAACACUGAGCACACUAAAUCUCGGGACAGGCGGGAAUAAACAAUAGUGGUGGUAGACUU
Terrapene triunguis (Three-toed box turtle) is the source of this 6515-nucleotide messenger RNA. It is a transcript of the gene DOCK9, whose product is annotated as dedicator of cytokinesis 9. NCBI's taxonomy places the organism in Eukaryota, Metazoa, Chordata, Testudines, Emydidae. Gene Ontology annotation, biological process: small GTPase-mediated signal transduction; positive regulation of GTPase activity. The transcript has 54 exons. The coding region runs from base 23 to 6340 and encodes 2105 amino acids. The record is from RefSeq and is a predicted model, not a curated record. Gene Ontology annotation, molecular function: guanyl-nucleotide exchange factor activity.